AUUGGGUCGGAUGACGUGGGCUGUCUUCUUCGUUUGGGAAAGCAGGCUUCUUUCUCCUGUCCUGUGUAUCCCUCUCUCAGCCUCACUUGAACUCUCAUCACCGCCGGAAGAGGCAAACCCAGACGCUGUUAGCGGCGGAAGGAAUACCAUCACCGGGUUAAGGACUUGCAAGAGAAAGUCUGGGAAGCCAAUAAAGUACAGUAACCACCAUGGUUCUCCACGGGGAACUGGCUUCUUGCAGACUUGUUGCUAUGAGAAUGUAUAUCUGGCAGUUUCCAGUCAGACGCAACAAAAUGAUGUUCUUCAAAGAUUUUUUCGCUUUCCAGGAAGCAAAUCAUUGGAACAGUUGAUGAUUACGUUGAAGAGUUGUGCUUCUGAUUGGUUUUGUUUGCCACAUGGAGGACCAUACAUUUGUUGUCGGUCAAGAGUUCCCUGAUGUCAAGGCCUUUAGGAAUGCAAUUAAAGAAGCUGCAAUUGCACAACACUUUGAGCUUCGCAUCAUAAAAAGUGACCUUAUCCGCUACUUUGCAAAGUGUGCAACUGAUGGCUGUCCAUGGCGUAUCCGGGCUGUGAAGCUUCCUAAUGCCCCAACCUUUACAAUAAGAAGCCUUGAAGGGACGCACACUUGUGGGAGAAAUGCACACAAUGGGCACCAUCAGGCUUCCGUUGAUUGGAUUGUCAGUUUUAUAGAAGAACGCCUGCGGGGUAACAUCAAUUACAAACCAAAGGAUAUAUUGCACGACAUCCAUAAGCAAUAUGGGAUUACUAUACCAUAUAAGCAAGCUUGGCGUGCAAAAGAAAGAGGACUUGCCGCAAUUUAUGGUUCUUCUGAGGAAGCGUAUUGCCUUCUUCCUUCAUACUGCGAACAAAUAAAGAAGACCAACCCUGGAAGCAUUGCAGAGGUAUUUACCACUGGUAUAGAUCACCGUUUCCACCGGUUGUUUGUGUCCUUUCAUGCGUCCAUUUAUGGAUUUCUGAAUGGUUGCUUGCCUAUCAUUGGUCUGGGCGGAGUUCAGCUAAAAAGUAAAUAUCUUGGUACUUUACUCUCUGCAACUUCGUUUGAUGCGGAUGGUGGAUUAUUUCCACUUGCAUAUGGUGUUGUUGAUGUAGAAAAUGAUGAAAGCUGGAUGUGGUUCCUGUCAGAGUUGCAUAAGGCACUAGAGAUGAACAGUGAGAAUAUGCCGGAGCUCACAUUUUUAUCUGAUGGACAUAAGGGAAUUGCAGAUGCAGUAAGAAGGAAGUUCCCAAAUUCUUUAAAUGCUUUUUGCAUGCGCCACUUGAGUGAAAGCAUUGGAAAAGAGUUCAAGAACUCAAGGCUUGUUCAUCUUCUAUGGAAUGCUGCUUAUGCCACUACCACUAUUGGCUUUAAAGAAAAGAUGGUUGAAAUAGAGGAGGCAUCUCCGGAAGCUGCAAAAUGGCUACAACAAUUUCAUCCUUCCUGCUGGGCAUUGGUGUAUUUUGAAGGAACACGUUAUGGUCAUCUCUCAUCAAAUAUUGAGGAGUUUAAUAGAUGGAUUCUUGAAGCUCGUGAGCUACCCAUAAUCCAAGUGAUUGAGACAAUUCAUAUUAGAUUGAUGGCUGAGUUUGAAGAACGGCGUUUGAAGAGUAAUUCGUGGGUUUCUGUACUUUCUCCAUCUGCGGAGAAGCGUAUCAUAGAAGCCAUCAGCCAUGCAUCCACAUAUCAGGUCCUUCGGUCUGAUCAAGUAGAAUUUGAGGUUCUUUCACCAGAUCGAUCAGACAUUGUGAAUAUUGGCACCCAUUGUUGUUCCUGCCGUGAUUGGCAGCUAUAUGGGAUACCAUGUUCCCACGCUGUGGCUGCCCUCAUCUCCUGUCGAAAAGAUGUACAUGCCUUUACACAGAAAGUUUUUACAGUUGCAAGUUACCGCGAGGCAUAUGCUCAGGAGAUAUACCCUAUCCCAGGAAAAAUUGAAUGGAGAAAGACAGAUGAGGCUUCUAUGGAUGAUGAUAUCCAGGUCGUGCGACCUCCCAAGUUUCGUAGACAGCCAGGACGACCGGAAAAGAAACGAAUUUGUUUAGAGGACCUGAAUCGCGAGAAACAUACUGUCCAUUGUAGCCGGUGUAACCAAACUGGACAUUAUAAGACAACUUGCAAAGCAGAGGGUAUUGAAAGUAUCGAACAGUUCUAGGUGUCUAAUUUUGUGUUCUAGAGAUCUCCUGAGCGUUUACUGUUACCUCAACGUAGGUUAGUAUCGUGUGAUUUCGACCAUACAAGUUGUUCAGAUGAUGUAAAUUAGAAUUUGUCCACUGUAUUACUAGGUGUCUGAGUAAUUCGAAGGAACUUCUGAAAAUGGAAGAUGUAUCUUCUGUAAUGAGCAGCAGUUUUUCGUUUC
This is a messenger RNA of Pyrus x bretschneideri (Chinese white pear), 2351 nucleotides long. RefSeq lists its product as uncharacterized. The coding region runs from base 396 to 2147 and encodes 583 amino acids. The transcript is spliced from 3 exons. The record is from RefSeq and is a predicted model, not a curated record. Gene Ontology annotation, molecular function: zinc ion binding. Lineage: Eukaryota; Viridiplantae; Streptophyta; Magnoliopsida; Rosales; Rosaceae.